Messenger RNA from Punica granatum (pomegranate), 1824 nucleotides. Lineage: Eukaryota; Viridiplantae; Streptophyta; Magnoliopsida; Myrtales; Lythraceae. The record is from RefSeq and is a predicted model, not a curated record.
ACCCCAAGUCAAAAGAGUACAAAAUUUCUGUACCUUGUUCUCUUUUCCAUAGAUCUGACUCUUCACCCAACAGAGCAGCAAGCAAAGGCCUUGCCUUGCCUUGCUUUUGCCUUUGCCUUUGCCUUACCUUGCUCAGUUCCAUCUCUUCUCACCUCUGUGAAGGCUAAGGGAAUAAAUUGCUGAGCCAUUUCCCCUUCUUCCCAUGGCCCGCCCCUAUUGGCUGACCACCCAUUUGCCUCUUCUUGCCUCUUGAGUCUGCUCCAUUGUAGAUUCCCCAAGGUCCCGUCCCUUUUGUAUUUGCGGGGGUUACUUUUCCAGUGGACUUGUAUCAGUGGAAAAGGAGUCAACGAGAGAGAGAACCCCAUAAAAGUUGGGGAGGAGAACUCUUCGGGUGCUCCGCAUUUCAUUGGGGAGGGGGCAACGCAAUUUUAAACCAUGGGGGCGGUGUCACAGGAGGCGAUCUGGGAGCUGAAAGCAUUAAUGGAUCGAGGUUUCUUGUAUUUUGCUCUGUGGGCAGUUGAUGAGCUGUUGAAGAGAACAUUUGAGAAUGUCCAUCAAGGGUAUCUGACUGAAACUCUGGUGCGAUUUCUAAAAGCAAGAGAGGGAAAUGUUGCCAAAGCCCAUAAAAUGUUGUUGGAUUGUCUGAAUUGGAGAAUCCAGAAUGAGAUUGAUAACAUCCUAGCGAAACCCAUAAUUCCUACCGACUUGUAUAGAUCAGUGCGUGAUUCCCAGCUGAUUGGACUAUCAGGCUACUCCAGAGAGGGCCUUCCUGUUUUCGCUGUUGGACUCGGACUUAGCACCUUUGAUAAAGCAUCUGUUCACUACUACGUGCAGUCGCACAUCCAAAUCAAUGAAUAUCGGGAUCGUGUGAUCUUGCCUGCAGCAUCAAAAAAGCACGGAAGGCCCAUCACCACCUGCUUGAAGAUUCUAGAUAUGACGGGGCUGAAGUUCUCAGCACUCAACCAAAUUAAGUUGUUGACCCUUAUAUCGACAGUUGAUGACUUGAACUACCCUGAGAAGACGAAUACAUAUUAUAUUGCAAAUGCCCCAUACAUCUUUUCUGCCUGUUGGAAGGUCGUCAAGCCCCUAUUGCAAGAGAGGACGAGAAGAAAGGUCAAGGUGUUGAGUGGCUCAGGAAGACAGGAGUUAUUAGAGAUAAUGGAUGAAGCUUCUCUCCCUCAUUUCAUUAAGCGGGAAGGCUCAGGGUCGGGAUCGUCUCGCUUCUCAGGCCAAGGAAACGAAAAUUGCUUCUCACUGGACCAUCCCUUCCACUGGGACCUCUACAACUACAUGAAGGAGCAGUCUCUGAUCCGUGAGCCCGUUGCGCCUGUCAAGCAGGGUUCAUUCCACGUAAGCGUUCCUGACCCUCGCCCAGAAGGGACCGAAAUUGCCAAGACAAUUGAGUCAGAGUUCCAGAAGAUUGAGAACUCGAACGGGCUCUCUCAAUCAAUUAACGGGAUGAAGAUCAAUGGAGGAGACUGAGACUUACAGCUUCACCCAGGCACUCCUUAAAAACGGAGUCAUCACUUCCAUUAUUGUCAUUCGAGGGGCUUUCUUGAGGGUCCCCAUUUUGACUAGUACAAUAUUAAAAUGGAUGUGCUGAAAGAGGCCUGCCUGGCUGCCUUAUGUAUCUAUACGAUUUCCGGGUACCGUAAGUCGGAGAAGUUCCUCGAUUGUAUGUAUUUUUGUAAACUGAAUGAGAUAAGCUAAGAGCUAUCUUAUCUUUGUCAGCUGACUUAGGGACUCAUCUGUUACAGAUGGUUGUAAUAUUCAUUUCUUCCCUGCAACUAAUUAAUUAAUAUUAAUUAUUCCUUCCUCUCUUAA